Leptopilina boulardi is the source of this 2921-nucleotide messenger RNA. It is a transcript of the gene AIF, whose product is annotated as apoptosis-inducing factor 1, mitochondrial. Gene Ontology annotation, molecular function: FAD binding; protein dimerization activity; NAD(P)H oxidase H2O2-forming activity. The record is from RefSeq and is a predicted model, not a curated record. The transcript is spliced from 9 exons. The coding region runs from base 405 to 2459 and encodes 684 amino acids. Lineage: Eukaryota; Metazoa; Arthropoda; Insecta; Hymenoptera; Figitidae. Gene Ontology annotation, cellular component: mitochondrion; cytoplasm. Gene Ontology annotation, biological process: mitochondrial respiratory chain complex assembly; apoptotic process.
AUUCUAACCUAAAUUCUCAAUAAUUAUCAUCGUGAAAAAAAAUUAUUUACAAAAUUGAAUUUUCAUUGAUUUUCACCUCUCAAUUGUAAAGUAAUUUGAAAUUUUUAUUUUUUUGCAAUAGUGUGUAAUUGUUUGUGAUUUAAAAAGAAAAGUGGAAAAAUAGUUUUUUGCAAGCCGCGCGAAUGGCACGAAAAAAAAAAGUGGAUGAAUAAUUAAAAAAAAAAAAAAAAAAAAAAAUUCACCCAACAGGGAAUGGAGUAUUCUGUGAUGAGUGAGCUUUUAAUUUGGUGUUGUGGUGAUUUUUUAAAUAAUAAAACCUCUAAAUUAUCAAUAGUCAUUAAGGUUUUAAUUCCGGUACGCGUGUUGCCUCCAUAUUGCAUAAGGCCCUCGUUGGCCCGUCAAAAAUGUUGAGUUGCGGCAAAGUCAUCGGACAAUUAACAAAAAUAACAAGACACUUAAACAAUAAACAUUUCAGUGGAACAAUAAAAUAUGUCGGAGCUAAAAAUAGCAUUGUGUGUAAUUACAAUACAUACAGUGCAAAUUUUCCAAUAGGUAUUAUUAAUAUUCAUUCGACGAGAUUAAAUAGUACAAGAGAAAAGAAACCAUAUAGAUUUUCGGGUGUUACAUUAAAAGCGGAGGAAUGUGUACCUAAAGGGGGGCAAAAAAAGAAAUUUGCAGGACCCGCUUGUGAAUUGGGUCCUGAUUCAUCGUGUCCAACAACGUGUCCAGGUGCAACAUUUCCACACGAUCCAAAAAAUGAUAACGAUGGUAAUGGACCAUUUAAAUAUUGGAAGGAACUUUUUAUUGCUCUAUUUCUCACUGGAGUUGUUAUAUUUUCGUUUGCACAAUUAGGGAAUGAUAAUGGAAAAUUAUCGAAGGAGAAAGAUAAUGAAUCGGAGAGGAAAAAAAGAAGAAAAAUAGUGAAAUAUCCUAAAAAAUCUAGUUUAAUUCCAAAGGAAAUACCAUAUUUGUUAAUAGGAGGUGGUCCAGCGUCAUUUUCAGCAUUUAGAUCAAUUAAAUCGAACGAUCCAAAGGCGAAGGUUUUAAUAAUUACAAAUGAAAGUUAUAAUCCCUAUAUGAAGCCACCUUUAUCAAAGGAAGUUUGGUACGAUAAAGAUAGAACAAGUUCAUCAGAAUUUAGUUUUAAACAAUGGCAUGGAACUCCACGAAGCUUUUUUUACGAGCCAGCGGAAUUUUUUACGCCAAUAGAAAAAUUAAAUGAAUUUGAAAAUGGAGGCGUCUCAGUUGCCACCGGUUGGAAAGUGGAUAAAAUUGAUGUAAUUAAUAAAAUUGUAACACUCAGCGAUGGUUAUCAAAUUAAAUAUGAAAAGUGUCUUCUUGCAACUGGAUCAACACCGAAGAAUCUCGAAAUAUUUGAAUCGGCCGACGAGAAAGUUACAUCGAAAAUUCUACCCUAUAGAACAUUAGACGAUUAUCUUGAACUUGAGGCAAAUGUACAUGAUCCAAAUGUACGAAAUAUUGUUAUAAUUGGCGGUGGUUUUCUUGGUUCAGAACUUGCGUGUUCAAUGGCACAAAAUUUUGAUCCCGAUAAAAAGAGAGUAAUACAAAUUUGUAAGGAAAAAAAUAUAAUGGCACAAGUAUUACCUGAAUAUUUAAGUGAAUGGACGACAAAUAAGGCAAAAGCAAUUGGUGUUCAUUUUAUUGGCAAUACUGAAGUUGAAGAUUUUGAGAUGCGCGAUGGAAAAUUAACACUUAUUACAACGGAAAAUAAAAGGGUGGACGCCGAUCAGGUAAUAGUUGCAGUUGGCGCUAAAGCAAAUACAGAUUUAGCCACAGUUUCCGAAUUGGAGACAGAAUCGGAAAUUGGUGGUUUUCUCGUUAAUGCCGAAUUAGAAGCGAGAUCAAAUUUAUGGGUGGCAGGCGAUGCGGCAUGUUUUUAUGAUAUUAAAUUUGGAAGAAGACGUGUUGAACAUUAUGAUCAUGCAAUUAUAUCGGGACGUUUGGCAGGUGAAAAUAUGACGGGCGCAAGAAAACCAUAUAAACAUCAAUCGAUGUUUUGGUCGGAUUUAGGAUUGGAUAUUGGCUAUGAGGCAAUUGGAAUAAUUGAUUCAAAAUUGCCAACAGUCUCGGUGUUUCUCAAGAAAGAUGAGAAAAAAGAAGUGGAAAUUAGUGAAAAAUUAACAAAAAAAGAAGAAGAAGAAGAAAAAGAGGAUAAUUUAAAGAAUGAAUCGAAAAAAAAUAUUGAAAAAUUAAAUGAUUCUAGUGUUCAGACAAAUGAUAAUGAAAAAUGUGAUGAUGUGGAGUCAUUGUCAUCGACGAGAAAAGAUUAUGAUCUUGAGAGGGGAAUUAUUUUCUAUCUUAAAAAUGAUAUUGUCGUUGGUAUUGUUCUUUGGAAUGUAUUUUCACGAAUGUCAAUAGCGCGGCAGGUACUUGAGAGAGGCACGAAAUAUGAGGAAUUAUCGGAAAUAUCAAAAUUAUUUACAAUGCACGAAGAUUAAAAUUAGCAAUUUUUUUUUACAAAUGAAGAAGAAUUGGUUUUUUUUUUUUGUAAAUAGUUGAAAUAAAAUUAAAUCGCUCAAUACCUCAAUGGAGGGACACGAUAGUGAAAGAGAAAGAGAAAAGAAGGAAAUUUAAAAAAAGGCUCUUAAAAGGAAAAGAGAAAGAAAAGAAGAGAAAAGGAAAGAGAAAAAAAGCCCAGUGCAUUUUUGCAGGCAUUUAAUUCCAAUUUCUAGAACCGAACCUGUGCUUUAUUAGAAAAUAAAGAGUGAAUAAUAAUAUUCAAAUAGAUUUUUGCGUAUGAACGCAUUAGUAAAAAAAAAAUUUUUUUUUUUUUAUUUUUUCAGGUUUGAGAUUUUUACAAGAUGUGUAUUUUCAAUUUGAAAUAUUUUUUAAUUAUUGAUCUACACUGUACAAUUGAACAAAUGGAAUUCGACACCAAAUAAUUACAAAAUAACAAUUUA